This is a messenger RNA of Didymella exigua CBS 183.55, 1533 nucleotides long. Its product is annotated as Pal1-domain-containing protein. The transcript has 2 exons. Lineage: Eukaryota; Fungi; Ascomycota; Dothideomycetes; Pleosporales; Didymellaceae. The record is from RefSeq and is a predicted model, not a curated record. The annotation marks the transcript as partial. Gene Ontology annotation, cellular component: cytoplasm.
CCUUAUCUCGCAGAGCGACGCCCAUCGCCUGGCCUCUCCAUCAACCUGUCCUCCAACAACCCCUUCCGCAACAGAGCGACCUCGCCUGGCUUCCCCUCGCCCGCAAACCAGUCGGACCGCUCGAGCUCCGCCAGCAGGCCCAUGUCGCGCAAUCCCUUCCUCAGCACCUUCGAGGCCGAGUUCAACAAGGAGGCCCGCAAAACGGACAUCGACAUGUCGGCCACCAUGAAGGCGUCGCCCAAGAACGCCACCUUCAGCAACGGCUCCGCUGCCGAAGAGCUCUUUGUACAUGUCUGCUCUCGCGCCAUGGGCCGGGUUCUGUCCUUCGUGAACACGUUUGCUGAUUACCCAUGCUUUGUACAGAAGAACCUCACAAUUGAAGAUGAGGAUAAGCGACGUGCACCACCGCCGCGGCCUCAGCCCGGCCGCAGCGGCACCGACCCUCGCGCCGGCCACCGCCCAUCGCGCUCAGACGAGGAGGAAAGGCAGAGGCAGCGAGGAGCUCCCCGUGGGCCGCCUCGCCCCCGAGGCCCUCCAGAGGCGCGCCGCCGCAUGCCAGACAGCCCUGAGCGCCGAGAGCGCCGUCCACGCCGCAACUCCGACUCCUCCAUCAUUGACAAGGCAGCUCAGGAGAAGGAAGACCGCAGGCGCCGUGAGCGUCGCAGAGAAAGGGAGGAGAAGGACCGGGAUGGCAAGUCGAGCAGCACACGGAAAGUUCGCAAGCCUCAGGGUCUCGACCUGAUUGACAAGCUCGAUGUCACCGGCAUCUACGGCCCCAGCAUGAUCCACCACGAUGGACCCUACGAUGCAGUUCAGCCCCACCGCAAUCGCAAGAAGGAUGUGCGUGCUCCCAUGCACGCUUUCCCUGCAGGGUCUGCAAACAACUCGCUCGGUGGUUCGGGUCCUCUAAACCAGAAAAUCGAUCUUGACAGGAUCCACGGCAGAGGCGCAGAGGGCUUCACAGAUUUUGGGGGUGCUGCAGACAUCAAGCCACUUCGCCCCGAAGCCGAGUUCAGUGCCAAGGGCCGCGAAGACAUCGUUCAUGGCGAGCAGACACACGGACUGGGCACAUCCACUUUCCUCGAGGGUGCACCCGCAUCCCGCACUGCAGUUGAGCAGGACUUCGAGCAGAAGCGGGCGAACGAGAUUAAUGGUCUUGGACGCAAGAAGUCGAUUGCUCAACGUUUCCGCGGCAUCUCGCAGCCGAGACGUCAAUAUGGCGAUGGAGCCCGAAUUCAGUCUCCCGACGCCAGAUACGGCGGCCAAACCAGCCCACAGGGUCCAUACAGCGCGGGUCCCUUGGCCCAGAACCAAGCUACAGAGCUAAACCCGUUCUUCGACGAGUAUAACAAGGCCUAUGACAGCAAGGGCGCAGCACUUCAGGCCAAGGAUUCGGGUUACAAGGACGGAUCUCCUCCCCGUGUACCCCUGCAACGUGCCAUAACUACAGAAAGCACAGGCUCGUUGGGCGAGUCGAAGCCUACGGGUUUCCUUGGCCGCAUGAAGAGCAUCAAGGGUGGGCGUAGACGGUAA